UAGGGCAAUGCCAUUCUUUCUGAUGGAAGCAUGUUGUAUAUAUAUACCAUUCAUCUACUGAGGGACAUCUGGAUUGGUUCCAUAUCUUAGCUCUGGUAAAUAAUGAUACAGUGAACAGAGUUGCAGCAUAGUUUCUAAUCUGGGAAAGGUAGUCCUAUUUAAAAUAAAGCAGAACAAAAAUUUUAUCAAUUGUUUUGCUGAUAGUUAAUUUAACAGGCAUGGAAUUAAUAAAAUCAGGAAUGCUGAUGGAAGUAAUUUUGUAUGGAACUUAAUCUAUGUACUCUGGGCUGAUAGUUAAUCUUUCUAUGAAAUUUGAAAUGAUCUCAGCAUUGGAGACUGGCAUUGGUUUAAAUGAUCUGAGGAUCUUCAGUUUAGACAUGAGCAAGUACAGACCACCGUGACUGAAGGCAGUCAAAUAUGUGAAGCAGGGUGACGUCUGAUUAUUUCUGGGUGUCUUGGCUCAUUUUGUGCGAUUUAAAAAGCAUGUGCUUCUGGGAAAUUAGUGAAACCUUUUUGGUUCAGCACUUUCUUUUUUAUUUGGCAAAGGUGUCGUAUUACAUUGUCUUUUUAAUUUUCUUUUUCUGUUUGGUUCUAUUGCUCACUGAAGAAAAUAAAUAGUGAAGUCCUAUGAAAUGAAAGAGAUUCUGAAUUCACUUUGCUUUGUGAGCUCACAUUUUAUCUCGGGACUUAACGGCUGAUGAGUUGCUGAUUGGGACUGCAGUCUUUACCAUUGGUUUGGUGGAGGAGAUAGACGUGUGUUUCUUCAAAAUUGCUUCAGUGAUGCUCACCUUGGGGCCUCAGCAAAUACUUCCAGUUAGAUUCUUUUAAACUAGGUCACAUACUGUUGACACAUAUGCACAGGGAGAGAAACGUGAAUACUUGGUGAAAUCUUAGUCCUAAAAAUAAUUUUCACCUGUAUUUUUAGCAGUGUUAUCAUACUUGAGGAAAGUGAUAUAGAACCUACCAAUACAGGAAGAAAAAAAAAAGGUCAUCUUAUUAACUGUUGCUGGAGAAGUACCUUCUACACGAAAGCCCUAAGUACACCUGUCCAAAAUUGCAGUAAUGUUGCUAAAAAGUUUUUGCCAGUUGUGUAGACAAGAUGGUUAAUAACAGUAAAUAUUGAGAUAGCCAAGUCCACUACAAGUAUUCUGUGGCUAAUAAUGAACAGAGUGACAAUGAAAUCUGUCCAUUAUUAGGGAAGGAUUGGUAAUUAAGGCUAUUAAAUAGGUCAUUGCAAGCAAGGGAAGAUUUGAAGUCCCACACAGAAUCUGGGCUCUGUAAUCUCCAUUAUCAUUUGUGUCGACAUAUUUGCUUAAAGGAGUCAGGGAAGGGAACAUUUUUAGAUAUUCAAAUAGAAAAAUGAGCCCAAAUUCAGCCUUUUGUGAUCUAAAGUUCUGUGAAGGACUUGCUUUGUAGGGUAGCUGUGCAUAUGUUUGAGUGGGAGGAAAAAUAUAGCAGAUGACUUGAAAACUAUUAAAAUUGUUACUCAUGUAAAAAGUUAUUUUCCUCAUUAAAAAAAAAACAAAAACCCAAACCUAACAACCCAGAAUUUGAGUCUCAGUGAAUAUCUUACCCAUCUUCUUACUUGCUCAGUUAAAAUAUUUUUACAUAGCAUUUUGUUGAUGGCCUCAUUCAUUUGUUCAUUCACUUGUUAGUUGAGCAGCAGUACUAGUACUGCUUAAACUAUGCAAGAUUUUGUAUGUAAUAAGUAUAUGUAAUAUAUAUGAUUAUUAUCUUUUAAAUGUUCCAUCAAUUCAUAAAAAUAUAACUGCAGAUACAGUGGGCAAAAUGUGUCAGCUUCUUGAGUGAAAAUUAGAAUUAAAUUUUAAUUAAAAGCAUAUUUUCAGAAGAACCAUAGAUGCUGUAUGUGUUACUUUCCUGACAUUUCUUUGGAAACUAAACAAAACUGGAUUUCUCUAGUCCGAUUAAGUAGUAUUCAUGUUUGGGGAGGAAGCACAUAUAUUAACAACAAUUUUAAAAAAUGGAACUAUUACAUGAAGGAGAAUGAGAGUAAGAUAAACAAUCGUGGCAUUUUAUAAGAGAGUUGGAGGUACCGUCUCAUGCUUGUAAAGCUGUGCUCACAUUUACUAAACAGCUUGUUAUUGUGGGAGCUUAUUUAAACCGACGAUUUGUGGUUAUGUCUGUUGAAGAGCUUAAACUUCCACUCUCUCCAACCACUUAGCUGCUUUAGCACGUUGACUUCAGGUCUCUUGUAAGAAAGUCUAAAUGUAGGCUGUUGAAUAAUCCCUCUGAGGGCCCUGUAACUAUUUUUAAGCCUGGAUAUGCGUCAUCAGUGGGUAUUUUCUCUGGUGACUGGCUUACAUCAGGUCUCCUACCAUACAUUCUAUCAGUGAGUGACUUAUGAUUGAUGGGAAGGAGCCCACUGGCUGUUGUUUAGCUUUAUCUGACCUCAGCGAAUGGACAACAGGAAUUUCCAGGCUGUUAAAUUCUCUGAAUGCUUCAAGACAGGGACUCACCGCGUUGAUUAAAGCAGGUGGAGUCUUUGACUUUUUUAAAAAGACGUUAGUAAUCAGAUCUACUUGAAAAAUUCACAGAAUUGAUUUGGUUGGAGUAUUCUUUUCCCAGUUCUUUAACAUUUGGCCAUUAGAUUUCCAGAAGUUGUGCAUGAGUUCCUGUGGAGAAAGUUACCAUCUUGGAAAGCAACGACGGUUGUGAUGCAGUUUAUUGAUAUGAAGACAACAGGAAGCAUCAGGACAAUCAUGCCCAUGAGAACUCCAAACUGUUCAGGUCGUCCUUUUACCUUAGUGAAACUGGCAGUUGAGCUUUGCUGUAGUUGAUGGGCAAAAUUUCUCUUAGACUAUUUGUCAUCCCAAUUGCAUCUUAGUUGAAUAUAAUCAAAUGCCAUAAGAAAUCUUGGUAGAUGUGCACUUAGCUUUCAGAUGGACAUUUCUAUGAUGGAGAGAACUGUGUUAUAGCCUGGUCCAAGGACAUUCCCAUCUAAUGCCCAUUGACUACAGUGUGUGGUUGAGGAAGAUUCUAAAGAGAAGCAGCGAUCAGCAAGUUUGCAGACUCCCUGGAACAUGGAAGCCACUAAGCUUUAAAAAGCACAGCCUUGGAGACACUCCAUCAGUCUGCUCGGCUUUCAGACAAAUUAGCACUUAAGACCUUUGCAUACGAAAAUGGACACUGGGGAUACAGCUCUAGGACAAAAAGCUACCUCAAGGUCUGGAGAAACUGAUAAAGCACCAGGUAGAUGGAGACAGGAACAAUCUGCUGUUAUUAAGAUGAGCACUUUCGGCAGUCAAGAAGGACAGAGGCAACCACAGCUCGAUCCUGAGCAAAUUGGAAACACAGCAUCACCACAACUAUUUGGUUCAGGAAAGCUGGCCUCACCUGGAGACGUGCUGCAGCAAGUCACCGAGAAGCAAUACCCACCGCACCGUCCGAGUCCUUACUCAUGCCAACACUCACUCUCGUUCCCUCAGCCCUCAUUGCCACAGGGGAUCAUGCACAGUAACAAGCCACACCAGAGCCUCGAAAGCCCUCCGUGGCUUUUCCCUGGCCCUUUGCCAUCAGUUGCCUCCGAGGACUUAUAUCCUUUUCCUCUCCACGGCCACAGUGGUGGUUAUCCCCGAAAAAAGAUUUCCAGUCUGAACCCUGCUUACAGCCAAUACUCCCAGAAAAGUAUUGAACAAGCAGAAGAUGCUCACAAGAAAGAGCACAAACCCAAAAAGCCUGGCAAAUACAUUUGCCCUUACUGCAGCAGGGCGUGUGCCAAACCAAGUGUUCUGAAAAAACACAUCAGGUCCCAUACUGGUGAGCGGCCAUACCCAUGUAUACCCUGUGGUUUCUCCUUCAAGACAAAAAGCAAUCUGUACAAGCACAGGAAGUCGCAUGCCCAUGCGAUUAAGGCGGGAUUGGUACCUUUCACAGAGUCAGCUGUAUCUAAGUUGGACUUGGAGGCGGGUUUUAUUGAUGUAGAAGCAGAAAUCCAUUCAGAUGGUGAACAGAGUACAGACACAGAUGAGGAAAGCUCUUUAUUUGCUGAGACUUCAGAUAAAAUGAGCCCUGGCCCACCCAUCCCGUUGGAUAUUGCCAGCCGUGGUGGCUACCAUGGGUCUUUGGAAGAAUCGUUGGGAGGUCCAAUGAAGGUACCGAUUUUGAUUAUCCCCAAAAGUGGGAUCCCACUCCCUAAUGAAAGCUCUCAGUAUAUUAGCUCUGACAUGCUACCAAAUCCGUCUUUAAAUACGAAGGCCGAUGACUCUCACACCGUGAAGCAGAAACUUGCACUAAGACUGUCAGAGAAAAGAGGGCAAGAUUCUGAGCCAUCUCUCAACCUUCUGAGCCCGCACAGCAAGGGAAGCACUGAUUCUGGUUACUUUUCUCGCUCAGAAAGUGCAGAGCAGCAAAUAAGCCCUCCCAACACAAAUGCAAAGUCUUAUGAAGAAAUCAUCUUCGGGAAAUACUGUCGGCUUAGUCCAAGAAAUACACUCAGUGUUACACCCACAGGUCAGGAACGCGUCACCAUGGGGAGGAAAGGCAUCAUGGAACCAUUACCUCAUGUAAACACCAGGUUAGAUGUCAAGAUGUUCGAAGACUCCAUUUCACAGCUCAUCUCUGGCAAGGGAGAAGUGGACCCCAGUCAAACAAGCCUGCUGAAGUCCACGAAGUUCAACAGUGAGUCCAGGCAACCCCAGACGAUUCCAUCAUCUGUCAGGAAUGAAGGAAAACUUUAUCCCACAAAUUUCCCAGGCAGCAACCCAAUGCUCUUAGAAGCUCCUGUAGAUUCUUCCCCGCUGAUUAGAAGCAACUCAAUGCCAACUUCUUCAGCAACUAAUUUAAGUGUCCCGCCUUCACUGAGAGGAAGUCACUCAUUUGAUGAAAGAAUGACUGGGUCUGAUGAUGUGUUCUAUCCAGGCACAGUGGGUAUACCCCCACAGCGCAUGCUCAGAAGACAAGCAGCAUUUGAAUUGCCAUCAGUACAGGAGGGGCACAUGGAGGUCGAGCACCCUGGCAGGAUGUCCAAGAGUCUCAGUGGCUCAUCCUUGAAGGAAAAGAAAUUGGUUGGCUAUGACUAUGAUGUCUGCCGGAAGCCCUACAAGAAGUGGGAUGACUCGGACACACCGAAGCAAAGCUACAGGGAGAUUUCCUGCUUAAGUUCUUUAAAACACGGAGGAGAAUAUUUUAUGGAUCCCUCUGUGCCAUUGCAGGGGGUGCCGACCAUGUUUGGGACUCCAUGUGAGAACAGGAAGAGGCGGAAAGAGAAGAGUGUGGGAGAUGAGGAGGACACGCCUAUGAUUUGCAGCAGUGUCGUGAGCACCCCCGUGGGCCUGAUGGCUGCCGAUUACGACCCCAAACUUCAGAUGCCAGAGGGAGGAAGGAGUGGCUUUGUCAUGGCUGGACACGAGAACCCCUCGCAUGGACAUUUUGAGCGCUUUGACCACGGCCGACCUCCACUGCAAUCUGGAAGCCCAUCUCUCGGGUCAGAAGAGUCAUCGGCCACCGAUUCUGACAAGAUGUCAGACCUGGGCAGGAAACCUCCUGGAAAUGUGAUUUCUGUGAUUCAGCACACAAACUCGCUGAGCCGACCCAAUUCCUUUGAAAGGUCGGAGUCAGCCGAACUGGUGGCCGGGACACAAGAUAAAGCCCCUUCCCCUUCCGAGAUGGGUGACAGUGAAAUUUCAGAAGCCCCAGUGAGCCCCGAGUGGGCUCACUCCGGGGACAGCACAGAAAGUGGGGGGAAGCCCUCCCCGUCCCCGCAAGUACAACAGCAACAGCAAUCCUAUCAUGUACAGCCCCGGUUGGUUCGCCAGCACAACAUUCAGGUCCCUGAGAUCCGUGUCACAGAGGAGCCUGAUAAACCAGAAAAGGAAAAGGAAGUGCAGAGUAAAGAGCCAGAAAAGCCUGUGGAGGAAUUCCAGUGGCCCCAGAGAAGUGAGACCCUUUCCCAGCUCCCUGCUGAGAAGUUGCCACCCAAAAAGAAGCGCUUGCGAUUGGCAGAUAUGGAACACUCCUCCGGGGAGUCGAGCUUCGAGUCCACAGGCACCGGCCUCUCCCGCAGCCCCAGUCAAGAAAGCAAUUUGUCCCACAGCUCCAGCUUUUCAAUGUCUUUUGAGAGAGAGGAAACCGUUAAGCUUGCCGCACCUCCUAAGCCGGAUGAGUUUGGAAAGCAUUCAGAGUUUCUGACUGUCCCUGCUGGGUCCUACUCGUUGUCGGUUCCGGGCCAUCACCACCAAAAAGAAAUGCGACGAUGUUCCUCGGAGCAGAUGCCUUGUCCUCACCCAACAGAAGUCCCGGAAAUUCGGAGCAAAUCAUUUGACUAUGGGAAUCUUUCCCAUGCCCCUGUGGCUGGAGCAUCCACCUCCACGUUGUCCCCCUCCAGGGAGAGGAAGAAAUGCUUUCUGGUGCGGCAGGCUUCCUUCAGUGGCUCUCCAGAAAUUGCACAAGGUGAAGCUGGCAUGGACCCUGGUGUCAAGCAAGAACAGAUGGAACAGCUGCACGCAGGUCUCAGGGCCACAUGGCUCCACGGCCCGUCCUCCAUGCUCCCACCUCUUCCUGCGGAUGACCCGGGCAAGCAGGUGGUGGGUCCUUGUGCUCAGCUCAGCUCAGCGCCACUCCACCUGGCCCAGCCACAGAUCAUGCACAUGGACAGCCAGGACACUUCGAGAAACCCCUUGAUACAGCCAACCUCCUACAUGACAAGUAAGCACUUAGCGGAACCGCCACAUUUAUUUGCACAUCAAGAGACGAUUCCAUUUUCUCCAAUCCAGAGCACUCUGUUUCAGUUCCAGUAUCCUACUGUCUGUAUGGUUCAUUUACCAACACAGCAGCCCCCCUGGUGGCAGGCUCAUUUCCCUCCUUCCUUUACCCAACAUCCUCAGAAGAGCUACAGCAAGCCUUCUUUCCAGGCAGAAAUACAUUCUGGCUAUCCCUUAGAGCACAUUGCGGAACACACCGGAAAGAAAUCUGCAGAUUAUGGGCACACAAAAGAGCAACCCUACCCGGGUUAUUCAGGAACAUCAGGGCUACAUUCAAAGAACCUUCCUCCAAAGUUUCCGUCAGAACCCAGCAGUAAAUCCACUGAGGCUCCCGAGCAACUUCUUCAAGAAGAUUUUGUCUCGGCCAAUGCUGGGCCUUUGCAGUCCCUUCCAGGAACGGUGGUGCCUGUUCGCAUCCAGACACACGUUCCCUCCUACGGAAGUGUCAUGUACACAAGCAUUUCCCAGAUACUGGGGCAGAACAGCCCUGCAAUUGUCAUAUGCAAAGUUGAUGAGAAUAUGACCCAAAGGACACUGGUAACUAAUGCGGCCAUGCAAGGGAUAGGAUUUAACAUCGCCCAGGUGCUGGGGCAGCAUGCAGGCUUGGAAAAAUACCCCCUUUGGAAAGUACCUCAGACCCUACCCCUAGGCUUAGAUUCCUCCAUCCCCUUAUGUUUACCUUCCACCUCGGACAGUGCUGCCUCUCUUGGCGGUAGCAAGCGGAUGCUGUCUCCAGCCAGUAGCUUGGAGCUCUUCAUGGAAACAAAGCAGCAAAAACGGGUCAAAGAAGAGAAGAUGUACGGACAGAUAGUUGAGGAGCUCAGUGCGGUGGAGCUCACUAACUCAGACAUCAAGAAGGGCCUCUCCCGCCCCCAGAAACCCCAGCUUGUUCGACAAGGGUGUGCCUCUGAGCCAAAGGAUGGCUUGCAGUCAAGGUCAUCUUCCUUCUCCUCCCUGUCACCUUCCUCAUCUCAAGACCAUCCAUCUGCCAGUGGGCCAUCCAGGGAGCCAUUCCCUCCCAGCAGGGAGAUGCUUUCUGGUUCCAGAGCGCCCCCUUCUGGGCAGAAGUCCAGUGGGCAUUCAGAAAGCAAAGAGUCCUCAGAUGAAUUAGAUAUUGACGAGACAGCAUCAGACAUGAGCCUGAGUCCUCAGAGUUCUUCACUGCCAAUAGGAGACAGUCAGCAAGAAGAAGAAGGGAAGGGCCAGAAAAUGCCCGUUGGCAUGUUGGUCCACGUGGCUUCUGGCCCUGGCGGGAAUGUGGCAAACUCCACACUUCUCUUCACAGAUGUGGCAGAUUUCCAGCAGAUUCUCCAGUUCCCCAGUCUGCGGACAACAACUACUGUGAGUUGGUGCUUCUUGAAUUAUACAAAACCCAAUUUUGUCCAACAGGCCACCUUCAAAUCUUCGGUUUAUGCUUCAUGGUGCAUUAGUUCUUGUAACCCCAACCCAUCAGGAUUGAACACCAAGACUACACUGGCUCUUCUGCGGUCCAAGCAGAAAAUCACAGCAGAAAUCUACACCUUGGCUGCUAUGCACCGGCCAGGAACUGGCAAGCUUACAUCAUCCAGUGCUUGGAAACAGUUUGCGCAGAUGAAACCCGAUGCAUCCUUUAUAUUUGGCAGCAAACUGGAAAGGAAAUUAGUGGGGAAUAUCUUAAAGGAAAGAGGGAAAGGAGAUCUUCAUGGAGAUAAAGAUAUUGGAUCUAAACAAACUGAGCCAAUCCGAAUUAAAAUUUUUGAAGGAGGGUAUAAAUCCAAUGAAGAUUAUGUAUAUGUGAGAGGACGCGGACGAGGAAAGUAUAUUUGUGAAGAAUGUGGGAUUCGCUGUAAGAAACCAAGCAUGCUGAAAAAACACAUACGCACUCAUACAGAUGUCCGGCCUUAUGUAUGCAAGUUAUGUAACUUCGCCUUCAAAACGAAAGGAAACCUAACAAAACAUAUGAAAUCUAAAGCACACAUGAAGAAAUGCCUGGAGUUGGGAGUGUCGAUGACAUCGGUGGACGAUACGGAAACUGAGGAAGCAGAAACUAUGGAAGAUUUGCACAAAGCAUCUGAGAAGCAUAGUAUGUCCAGCAUUUCAGCUGACCAUCAGUUCUCAGAUGCUGAGGAGUCAGAUGGUGAAGACGGAGAUGAUAAUGAUGACGAUGAUGAAGAUGAUGAUGACUUCGAUGACCAGGGAGACUUGACACCAAAAACAAGAUCGAGAAGCACCAGUCCUCAGCCUCCUAGAUUCUCCUCCUUGCCUGUAAACGUUGGCACUGUGCCCCAUGGCGUUCCUUCUGACACUUCCCUGGGGCAUUCUUCCUUGAUCAGCUAUUUGGUGACUUUGCCAAGUAUUCAGGUUACUCAGCUCAUGACGCCCAGCGACUCGUGUGAAGAUACUCAGAUGACAGAAUACCAGAGGUUGUUCCAGAGCAAAAGUACAGAUUCAGAACCAGACAAAGACAGGUUGGACAUCCCCAGCGUCAUGGAUGAGGAAGGCAUGCUAUCUUCAGAGCCCAGCUCUUCCCCGAGGGACUUCUCCCCCUCAAGCCGCCAUUCCUCACCUGGAUAUGAUUCUUCUCCCUGCCGAGAUAAUUCGCCAAAGAGGUAUCUGAUACCCAAAGGAGAUUUGUCACCUCGAAGACAUCUAUCACCUCGACGAGAGCUGUCGCCCAUGAGACAUCUAUCCCCGAGAAAGGAAGCUGCCUUGAGGAGAGAGAUGUCCCAAAGAGAUGCUUCCCCAAGAAGGCAUUUGUCUCCCAGGAGGCCAAUGUCUCCCGGGAAAGACAUCACCGCGAGAAGAGACCUCUCUCCCAGAAGAGAGAGAAGAUACAUGACCACCAUACGAGCACCGUCUCCCAGAAGGGCUUUAUACCACAACCCGCCAUUAUCCAUGGGGCAGUAUUUGCAAGCAGAACCAAUUGUAUUGGGGCCUCCUAUCUUAAGGAGAGGAUUACCUCAGGUUCCUUACUUCAGUCUCUAUGGAGACCAAGAAGGUGCUUAUGAACAUCCAGGCUCCAGCCUUUUCCCUGAGGGUCCUACUGACUAUGUCUUCAGUCAUCUUCCACUUCACUCUCAACAACAAGUGCGAGCUCCUAUCCCCAUGGUGCCAGUUGGUGGGAUCCAAAUGGUCCACUCCAUGCCACCGGCCCUUUCUGGUUUACAUCCUCCACCCACAUUGCCUCUGCCAGUGGAGGGCUCCGAGGAGAAGAAAGGAGCAGGGCAAGGGGAGCCCUUCCUUAAGGACCCCUAUGUUCUCUCUAGGCUGCGGGAGAAGCGAGCCCCUUACGUUCUGUCGGCAUCGGGUCUGCCCACCACCCCCUCCUCUCCUCGACUAUUGAUGAAACAGAGCACUUCAGAAGACAGCCUCAAUUCAACCGAGAGGGAACAGGAAGAAAAUAUCCAAACUUGUACAAAAGCCAUUGCCUCUCUCCGGAUUGCCACAGAAGAGGCAGCCCUACUUGGGGCCGACCAGCCAGCUCGGGUGCCGGAGACCCCCCAGAACCCCUUGGAAAGUGCACACGUUAGCAUUAGACACUUUAGUGGGCCUGAGCCAGGUCAGCCCGGUACCUCAGCCUCCCACCCUGACUUGCAUGAUGCUGAAAAGGACAACUUUGGUACAUCCCAGACUGCGGUAGCUCCCUCCACGUUUUACAAUCAGAGUUGUGUGGAUGAGGAGCCCUCGGACUUCCAUAGGAGCAAGGAAUUCCCUUUAAGCACAGACGAAAGCAAGGAGCCUUCAGCAGAGAAGAGUCAGCCACAUUGAUCGAAGAUGCAUGGAGACUUCCAUUUUCCACAUGGCUCCCCUCUUUUUGUUUUUGGUUUUCUAGGAAUAGAGAUUAAUCAAGUUUAUAGCAUGCCUGUCCUAAGUUACGGUAGUUUGCUCUUAUAUAUACUUUUGUUAUUUCAGAAGAAUUAGGUAAACUAACAAGUCAUCAUGAGCCUGACCAAAACAAAAUUUGAAAUUAACCUAUUGGGUCUGGUACUUUUAAAAUUGUACAGAUGUUUGUGCCUUUUCUUUACUUUGCUUAUAUUCUUAUAAGCAUUUUUUAGCAGUAAUUUGUACAUAUUUUAGAAUUUGUGUAUCUGCUUUGUAAUAAAUGUAAUUUCUUUCCUUUUUUGGACACUUGGAUCGAAAUGAUGUAAAGCAAAACAGCAUCAAUAUAUAUGUGAGGUUGCACUAAAACAUAUUUUUAUAUGAUAAAAACUGAACAGCUUUUAUGUACAGCUCUGAUUCUGUAAUACUAAUAUUUAUUUACUUUGUUUCAUAAAUUAUACAUUUUUUUCUUAAUGUUGUGGAUUGCUUUUCUAUGUGAAGCAUGGGAUUUACUGUUGCGUAACUAGAACAAAAAUGUACAUUGUAAACAAGAUAUUUAAACUAGAGUAUCUUAUUCUGCACUUAUGCAUUAGUUACAAAACAAGAUAAAGGAUGUAUCAGUCAGUUCUUGUAAAUUUUUUUGUCUCUUGUUUGCUGGAUUGACUAUAACUUAAGUGCUGAUUGUGAUUUUAAACUGAUAGUACCGUAAAGCAUUAAAGUAAACAAUGUGCUAUUGUGAGUUUUUUCAAAGCUUUAUAAAAAUCAGUUAUAAAUAAUAUUAAAAGUAUUUGGUCUUACGUGAACAUGUUGAUCUAUAUACUCAUCUAAAAUAUGGGAAAACAUUCCGCCCCAUGUAAAUAUGUACAAGUGCAUCACUGGUACAAUUUUAUGUAACUAAAUUGGACACUAGGUUGCCACAGACCUAUGCUAGGGUGUCUUUAGAAAUUAAAGUGACAGAGCACAUGGGACUGUGGUAGGUAGAGCUUGGUUAUCGGCCGGCCCGGUGGCUUGGCAGGCAGUGCCGUGCGCUGCCCAUGAAGACCUGAGUUUAGAAGUCUCCUUGGUUCUUGCAGCAUAGGGUGGCAACUGUAACUAAGGAUGCAUGGAGGGGUUGGGCUUGGACUCUGAGGGCUGAGUGUGGAAGCAGGAAGGGGGCAGAGACCCCCUCCCCAGGCUUCCCACCAGCCUGUCGGCAAGGUAACAGGGUGAACACCAGCGUUAGGAGAAGUCCCCUUACCCUUUUGAAUGGGGUAAAGUGUCAGGCUCCUGGCUGUCUCAGGGGGAAUGGAGAAGAGAAGUUUUCAUGGAAAAGGAACUUUGGGAAAGAUGAUGCCUUUUGUAUUUAACAUUUCAGAAUGGCUUUGGAUGUGUGUCAAAGAUGGGAAGAUUCUUUGUAGGUCGGGAAAUGCAGAGGGAGUGAUACAGCAACAUGUGUGCACGCAUGCACGCAUGUGUGCACGCACAUACAAUCGGGGUUAUCUUUGUGCUAUAUAGUGGAUUAUAAUUCUGUGAAACCAAGUUUGUAUACUGAAUUACAUUAAGGAGUGUUCUUUAAAAAGAGAAAUAAAUAUACAGUUACAUGCUU
Molecule: messenger RNA, 12102 nt
Organism: Perognathus longimembris pacificus (Pacific pocket mouse)
Lineage: Eukaryota; Metazoa; Chordata; Mammalia; Rodentia; Heteromyidae
Gene: Hivep2
Product: HIVEP zinc finger 2
Exons: 10
Coding region: 3141-10466 (2441 amino acids)
Biological process (GO): regulation of transcription by RNA polymerase II
Cellular component (GO): nucleus
Molecular function (GO): RNA polymerase II cis-regulatory region sequence-specific DNA binding; DNA-binding transcription factor activity, RNA polymerase II-specific
Source: RefSeq, a predicted model, not a curated record